Molecule: messenger RNA, 1095 nt
Organism: Closterium sp. Naga37s-1
Lineage: Eukaryota; Viridiplantae; Streptophyta; Zygnematophyceae; Desmidiales; Closteriaceae
Source: the annotation of a GenBank genome assembly
AUGGGCGCCGGAGGCUCGGAACAGGUUCGGUGGAGAGAGGACGGAAGGGACGAGCCAGGAAGAGGGUGGGAGUGGGAGGAGGGCGAGCAGGAGGAGGAGGCAGCAGAGGCCGAGUUUGAGGCAGUGGCCCGCCUGUGGGAGGAGAUGGAAGCUUCUGGGAAGAUGCACCCGCUGAGUGCCCCUGUGGGGGGCUUGCGAUGGAAGGAGGAGGCUCAGGAACGAUUUCCGGAUCUAGCCCGCACGGCUGGUGUGUUUCCCUACAUGGGGGAUGUGAUCGAGAGGGAGGCGCUAGACACGCCGUAUGACUAUGCCCCUCCUCCAGACAUUGACAGUGAAGCCUCUGCUAUGAUCGACAAGCUUCAGGACCUGCUGACCACCCUUCGUCUCUUCCCCUCUUCUCAUUCCUCUGCUAUGAUCGACAAGCUUCAGGACCUGCUGACAGCCCUUCGUCUCUUCCCCUCUUCUCAUUCCUCUGCUAUGAUCGACAAGCUUCAGGACCUGCUGACAGCCCUCCGCCUCUUCCUCCCCCAUGCGCUCUCCCCUACACUCGCUGCACCUCCUUUGAAUCUGGAGACUUCCAAGGAGGGGGGAGGAGGGGAUGGCGGGUGGGGUUGGGAGAAGCAAGAGGAAGGACAUGAAGAAGAGGAAUCGGAGAAUGGGCAGCUUCACGAGCACAAACAGCAGCAGCGGCGGUGGCAGGAGCAGCAAAAACACCAGGAAAAGCAGCAGCAUCAGCAUCAGCAGCAGCAGCAGCAGCAGCAGCAGCAGCAGCAGCAGCAGCAGCAGCAGCAGCAGCAGCAGCAGCAGCAGCAACAACAGUCACAGGCACAAGGGGAAGAGCCUGUGGAUAUCUUUGCACUGGGGUUGGUGGAGGAGGGGGUUCGAGUGCAGAACCCCGUGGUGUGCGUGAGAGGCAAAGAGAGGUGGCAGCAGUGGCUGCAGCUAUUGGGGUCAGCAGGGGGCCACCUGCAUUUGCACCAUCUCUACUCUGAAACACUCGUGAGGGAACCAGACCGCCGCUGGAUCACUGCCCUCUGGACCAUACUCUUAGCUAAGAGCGGGCGGGAAGCAGUGGCAGACAAGAAUGUUCAGUAA